UGUAUGGUUAAUGGAGCACCGAGCUUGGAGACAAAAGACCUGGCCUCUUAGCUCUACUGCUGACGGCAGUGUGGUGGAUGAUUCCCUUUCUCUGGACUUUCUCUCUGGACUUACUAUCUUAACCUGUCAUAGGAUGGUGUGUUUCUCUCAGAGCCUGUGGAAUUAUAUGCUCCUGUGGAGUGGGUGAAGUGAUAGAGGAAAAGGAGCUAUAUAGAAGCACACAGCAGGGGGCGCCAGGGUAGCUUAAAAGUCUGUCUUCUGCUCAGGUUGACAUCUCUCGGUCCUGGGAUUAAGCCUGGCAUUGGCAUGGGGCUCCCUGCUCAAUGGGGAGUCUGCUUUUCUUUCUCUGCUUCUCUCUCCCUGUGCCCUUUUUUUUUUUUUUUUCAAAAUUUUAUUUAUUUAUUUGACAGAGAUCACAAAGACAGAGAGGCAGGCAGAGAGAGGGGGGAAGCAGGCUCCCCGCCAAGCGGAGAGCCCCAUGUGGGGCUCGAUCCCAGGACCCUGAGAUCAUGACCUGGGCCAAGAGCAGAGGCUUAACCCAUUGAGCCACCGAGUCACCCCACCCCAAAUAAAUAAAAUCUUAAAAAACUAUGACAACAACAACAACAACAAAACCCAUAGCAGGCUUUAAGGGAUGUGGUUCUCAACUGGUGACAAUUUUCCCCUCAGGAGACCUGUGUCAAAAUCUGGAGAUGUGCUGUUGCUACAACCAGUGGGUGCUACUAGCUUCUAGUGGGUAGAAGCGGGAACACCACUGAACAUCCUACAGUGUAGGACAGCCCUCUCCAACAAAGAAUCAUCCUGCCCAGAAUGUCAGUAAUGCAAGCCUACGUUAAGGUGAUCAGACUCCAUCUCUUACUUCUCUGCUUUGCAAUUCCAGGUAACUUCAUAGUUCCUUUCCUAAUCAUCCCUCUUGCAUUGAAUAGGAGUUUAAUUUGCUAAAUUGUGCUGAAGUUACUGGCUGAUCAUCCAAUAAACCAUGGUGGCUUGAUUAAUUAGUAUACUAUCAGGAUUCAUUUAGAGGAGCAGAAUCAUGAGGCAUAUGCAGUCUGUCUGUAUGGGGAAUUCGUUAGAGGCAUUUGACUUUAUUCAAGUAUGGCUCUGGUUAAACAGUCUCUGGAAGAUAAUUUUCGGAUCUGGUGGUAGAGCUGGAUGUCUGUAGGGCCUGCAGUGGGGAAGGGAAGGUGGAUAAAAUGUGAGGAAAAGCAAGGACAAGAUGGAGCCCAGGAGGAUGGACAGAAACCCUUGUCAGUUCUCACUGGCUCCAGUGUUAAGGAAGUGAAAGUCCUACAGCUGGUGGCCUUUAUUGCAGACCUGACCACACACCUGGCUCAGGAGAGUGAGAAGCUGUACGAGUGUCCAGGGGAAGUUGUAGCAAUUGCUGGUCCAACUGUGACCUCACACCAACACGGUACCUAGCAGACAAAGUACCUGCCCUCACCUAGCAAGCCUCAACACAAAAUGCUGUUGCUUCAUUUCAGCCUUCCAGGUCUUGCACAAAAGUCUCUUGUGGCACACCCUAACCAGAAACAUUCAGGGAAGGGAAUUCUGGGAAAUGUAAUUCAGGCUAGCCAACUUGCCAUGUUACAAAGCCACAGCCACUGGAUCCCCAUUUUUGAGAAUGUGUUAGUGAAGAAUGGGCUUAGAGUCCACAUCUGUACAGGUUCACCAAUGCUGCAUGGUCAGGCUGAGUGGGAAGGUUUUGAACUUCUUUUUCCUUCAGGACAAUAACAUCACAUGCAACAUAAGGAGGUGUUUUCUCGAACUUGAUAAGAACUUCCAUACUUUUCAUUUCAAGUGCUAAGAUUGAGAGUGACUUAAGAGCCCUUGUAUGAUGGUCAACUAAUCUUCGACAAAGCAGGAAAAAAUAUCCAAUGGGAAAAAGUCUCUUUAACAAAUGGUGUUGGGGAAACUUGACAGCGACAUGCAGAAGAAUGAAAUUGGACCACUUUCUUACACCUAUACAAAAAUAAAUUCAAAAUGGAUGAACGACCUAAAUGUAAGAUAGAAAACCACCAAAAUCCUAGAGGAGAAAACAGGAAGCAACUAUUUGACCUCAGCUGUAGCCGCUUCUUACUAGACCUACCUCUGGAGGCAAGAGAAACAAAAGCAAAAGUGACCUACUGGGACCUCAUCAAGAUAAGAUGCUUCUGCAUAGCAAAGGAAACAACAAACCCAGAAGGCAACCAGUGGAAUGGGAGACCGUAUUUGCAAAUGAUAUGUUGGAUAAAGGAGAAUCGUUCCACGAGAAGCAAACUUCCAGCUGUCUCUCGACUGGCGUGGUUGCUGACAUUCCCAAUGAUGAUGAGCUAAAGGUAGGCAUCAUCGGAGGCGGCCACCUCGGGAAGCAGCUGGCUCGUGUACUGCUUCAGCUUGUCCCCAUCCCUGCUGAGAACCUGAGGAUCUCUACUCGGAGGCCAGAGGCCCUGGAUGAGUUCCAGAACCUGGGAAUCCAGUGUUUUUACCAUAACCCUCAACUGGUGGACUGGGCCAAUGUGAUAUUCCUCUGCUGCCUGCCAUCUCAGCUGCCUAAUAUCUGCCUGGAAAUUCAAACCCACCUCGAGAAAUACCACAUCGUGUACAGCUUUGUAGCUGCCAUCCCAAUAGCCAGGUUGAAACUCCUACUGAACCACACCAGUAUCUUGCGGCCUCAGUAUCAGUGUGUUGAAGAAUGGGUCAACAUCUGGGGGCCCAAUAAGGACAUCAGAGCGGCCCUGAAAGAUCCCGUGAUUCUUCAGGCCACCUGCCCGUUCAGCUCGGCUGGGGGAAUAACCCUCAAUUCCAAGUGGCUGGAGGGAGUGCUGUACACGGUCCUAAAUGUCUGCACCGCCAGGGACGUGCCUCACCUACAAGCGCUGCAGCGGCUGAACCAACUGCUCCUCUCUGUGCACUCCGCAGCCUGUGGGAAGGAUGGAGCGUCUUGCCCCACCCUCGAGUUACGUGAUCUUGUCAGCCAGGUCUACAGCAAGAACCUGCCUCAGCGGAGGCCUUUCCCCUGGUUUGAUCUGACUGCGGUGCAACUCAAGGAAACUCCCUUUAGUCAGCAUCUCUCAGUCAGUCCUGCUCUCCAGGACCACCUUACCUAUCGAUACUGUGAUUCAUUUGGCAUCUCCCUAACCAAAGAACAGCAGCCAGCGGUUUCUACGGGCUCUGCCUCUCAGUAAGAGAAGAGACCUCGGGAAUUUUUUUCCCUCCACAAUGCUUGCACCCUGAUUAUCACAAUUGUCACUGGGAGUCAUGUGAGUGUACUGUGUUUGCCACAUAUUUGGGCACUGAGGAAUUAGAAAAUGGUACUAAUUAAUCUUUAACAUACAGAAUAAAAUGAGGUCUUUUAUAUCAGUAUAUCUGGGUAUGUCUGGCUUUUGGAAGCAACCAAAUGAAACCAUAACCUGACACACUUAAGUUGCUUCCCCAGGAAUAUAAAUUAUCUUUCUUCUAAAAGCUAAAUUCAAGAAGUUAAGUCAUAAUUAGACAAUACAUACUGUGGCUUGUUUUCCUAUAGCAGUGUGUAGCUAACAAAUGAUACGUCUUGAUUUUCCUACCACUUUGGAAUAAAGAAGUAAAAUGUGGUAAAUGA
This is a messenger RNA of Mustela lutreola (European mink), 3577 nucleotides long. RefSeq names its product NADP dependent oxidoreductase domain containing 1 (gene NOXRED1). Lineage: Eukaryota; Metazoa; Chordata; Mammalia; Carnivora; Mustelidae. Gene Ontology annotation, biological process: L-proline biosynthetic process. Gene Ontology annotation, molecular function: pyrroline-5-carboxylate reductase activity. The transcript has 6 exons. Bases 2145 to 3164 code for a protein of 339 amino acids. The record is from RefSeq and is a predicted model, not a curated record.